AUGCCUCGAAGAUGUGUUGUAGGCGGCUGUUCUAAUGAAAAAGACGAGAAUUUGAACAUCAGCAUCCACUUGUUCCCCACUGAACCGAAAUUACGAAGAAUUUGGGAGAAAAAUGUCCAAAAUACUCGUGUUAACUGGUCUGCUACAAAAUGGAGCAACAUUUGCAGCGUCCAUUUCUCCGAAGAUUGUUUUGACAGUACGCCAAUGAUUAUGUCUGAAAUGGGGAUUAAAAUGACCAGGAAGCGAGUUUUAAAACCAGAUGCCGUCCCCACCAUAUUC
Lottia gigantea (owl limpet) is the source of this 279-nucleotide messenger RNA. RefSeq lists its product as hypothetical. The transcript has a single exon. The annotation marks the transcript as partial. The record is from RefSeq and is a predicted model, not a curated record. Lineage: Eukaryota; Metazoa; Mollusca; Gastropoda; Lottiidae.